Alosa alosa (allis shad) is the source of this 681-nucleotide messenger RNA. Its product is annotated as serine protease 33-like. The transcript is spliced from 5 exons. Gene Ontology annotation, biological process: proteolysis. The coding region runs from base 1 to 681 and encodes 226 amino acids. Lineage: Eukaryota; Metazoa; Chordata; Actinopteri; Clupeiformes; Clupeidae. Gene Ontology annotation, molecular function: serine-type endopeptidase activity. The record is from RefSeq and is a predicted model, not a curated record.
AUGGGGACAGCAUCGGAGCUGGUAAACCAACACUGCAGCCUGCUGUUUCUGGACUUCCUGUUGUCUCUGCUGUCAUGUCCAGAGUCCAGCGGCGAGGUAGGAUCCUGUUACUCCGAGCCCACCGUCCCAGCGGUGCCCAGCCCAGAGGGACCGGUGUGCUGUUUCCUCAUGGACACCACAGGAAGGGCCACUACCGAGUGUAGUGGCUGCGGCUCGGUCCGUCUGGACAGCCGUAUUGUCGGGGGCAGGAAUGCCUCGGCGGGCAGCUGGCCAUGGCAGGUGAGCCUACACUGGCUAGGGAGUCACAUCUGCGGGGGGACCCUCAUUAGCGACCAGUGGGUCAUCACGGCCGCACACUGCUUCUCCAGCUUCCCAAUCCACUUCACCUGGACGGUGUACCUGGGCCGAGAGACACAGGAUACGUCCAGCCCGAACGCCAACCCUCAUGAGGUGGCACACAGUGUUAAAGCCAUCGUCCGCCACCCCGACUACAGCGCGGGGGACUUCACUAACGACGUGGCCCUGGUGAGACUAAGAGAGCCGGUGGAGUUCACCGCCUACGUCUGGCCCAUCUGCCUGCCCUCCAACGCCAGCAGGUUCCCACCGGGAACGGCCUGCUGGACCACCGGCUGGGGCAACACAGGCUUUGGAGGUAGGACACUGCUUACAGCUGUGAAGUGA